AUGGUCUGUUUGCACAUGCUGAAGUGGACUCUCUAUCUUCUGGCUUAUUUCUCUGGAUCCCAUCCUGCUAUGUACAUCUUACAAUUCCUCCAGUGCUUCGGUAUCCCAAAGAGAACAAGUGUCACAACAACAAAGACCCCUGGUACACAGAAAAUGAUGAUUUUACGCAGCAAAUGCUCCAUUGUCAGCGUACCUCCGGAUUUGGAAAAAAGCAUGGAGUUUUCCAGGCCCGGAAAGGUGGAUGCUGCCCGGUCUCAAGUCGUCAAAGUGUGGUCCAUCAACUACACUUUCAUUGAGGGAUUCAAAAAACCAUUUAUUGAUACCUUGGAAAUUGAAAUGGCAUUUGAUGGGGCGAAGACUGUGAUGAAAACCAAGACGUAUACCGAUGUGAUUGGGAUGGAUGGAGGCAAGGAUGCAGUGGCAGAAUUUGGGCCUGUUUUUUUAUAA
This is a messenger RNA of Penicillium salamii, 447 nucleotides long. NCBI's taxonomy places the organism in Eukaryota, Fungi, Ascomycota, Eurotiomycetes, Eurotiales, Aspergillaceae. The record is from the annotation of a GenBank genome assembly.